UCACACCGGACAUAUUUUGGAAGCGGCACUGCAACAAUGGACGAGGUGUCCCAGCGUGUUUUGGAGUAUUUGACAGAAGUUGAAGAGGCAGCUGAAGAUGUUCUCACCACUAAACAGCAGAUUGUGGACCUGGAUACAAAGAGAAACAGGAACAGGGAGGCACUUAAUGCACUAAAACAUGAUGUGGCAGAUUCAGAGAAAGUCAAGGUUUGCUUGGGAAGCAUGUUUAUCAAAUUAUCCAAAUCCAAGACAAGAGAGAUGAUUCAGAAAGACCAGGAGCAGCUGGACAAAGAGAUAAAUGAUCUUCGCAAAGGGCUGAAAGCAAAAGUGAAUCGUCUCAAUGAGAUGCAAGGAAAACCUGAGCUGAGAGGCUACAGUCUUUCUCCUCUGUCCACUGAUGAAAUCAGAGCUAUUAACAGCCUUUUAAAGAGAUGACCGGAAUUCAACAAAUCACUGCAUCUGGGGACAAAUGCCACAUGUUGACAUGUUGACUGCAGCACUCCGUUGUUCAGAUGGGAGCACAGUGUGCCAGAGCUUCAAAUACACAUUUGUUAAGAUGAGACACACACACACACAAAUUACAGUAGGAGGAUUAGGUUGAAUGAUGGCUCGAAUGUCAGCUCAGCCUGGGAAAAGAGGAGAUUCGUUGGUGUGGUUAGAACUUUAUCUUACUAAAGUAUAUUUUAUACAACCAUAUUAAAGAAUGGAAGAAGUUCAUGGUCUUCCCAAUUACUUCUUUAAACAAUAAUCAGGUUUUUCUUUCUGCAGAGAGCUUUACAGUUCAAAAACAGGUGCAAACACUCAAAAGAUCUUGAUUGAUUGAUUGAUUGAUUGAAUCUUUAUUUUGAACAUGUUGAAAAAGUACAACAGAAUUAAAAAGAGACAAACAAACAAAGCAAAACAAAAGGAAAACAAGCAACCACAACUACAAAUAACUUUCAUGUUCAAAAAAGAUCUUCUGAAUUUACUACCUGGAACCAAACCAGGCCUGCCUGUUAGUAUAAAGCUGCACGUAGAAACAAAAAAUGCCAAACCAUUAUCAACAUGAGAACUGAUCGCAUUUUAAAGAUGGGAGUAGCUAAUGUGGAAACCAAUACAACUCCCAUUCUGUCUAAUGGCUAGCAAGAGCUAACCUCACUGAUUGAAAAGAGAAUUUCAGUUGUAUUGAAGUUUUUAUCUGUGACCUCGGUUAACACUUUCCAGGUGAAUUUAUGGUUUAAAUUUUUAGUUUUAACCUUUUUCUUUUCAAAUAUAACAUGAUUUUUUUGUAAAUUGAGUGAAGAAAAACAGGAUACCCUUUAGUGUUUGAUCAGCAAGUUGAUCGCUCAGUUCGAGGAGUCGCAACAAGAAUUUGAGAACUAGUAGUUGAUGUCACCACAGACAACUUUUAUAUACAGUCUUUGGCUGUGAUAUAUAUAAUCCAUCCUUCGAGCUAAUAAAAGCUGGUAACAUACACCCAGGAUUUGUGUUAUUCCCCUUAUUGCAUAAAUAAUCCAGUAUCAGCUUAAGAAUUCACUUGCUAUCAUGCACAAUGAAAUGAUUUCAUCUGGGUCUUCCCAAGAAAGCACCGGAUCUGAACUCCUAACUCAGGUCUCGGGUCCUGAGGAGGCGGUGGAUCCAUAAUGUCUAUCAUGUUAGAAUUCAUCUCCUUAUUCACACUGGACUUAUGAAGAUCUCUUUCUUAUGCAAUUUCAGGGUAGUUUAAAUGAUUGUGGUCAAAGUCAACAGCUUAAUGGAAUAACAAAUUCAGAGCAAUAGGCUCAUGUUGACACAUCGAGGGGCAUUUAGCAGUUUCUUUUUUGGGGGGUAAUAGUUCAUAAUACAGCCUGGGACUAAGGGCAUUUGAAAUUACAGUGUAAUUAUAUCUACCUUAAAAUACUUAAAAGUAGGCACAUUAAAAUAAGGGGGUAACAAGUCAGGGUUUUUUUUUUAAAGGAAAUAAAUAAAUUACAAUGAUAAUAAUAAAAAUAAUAAUAAAUUUGAGUACUGUAUCUGGUCUUUAAGUGAUGACGUGAUGAACCCUGCUUCCGGGCCAUAACGACUCUGCGUUUAUUAAGGUUUUUUUGUUUUUAAUAUGUUUUAAUGUUUUGUAUCUUCUUCUAUUUAAUCUCAACAAGCCACUAAAAACAGUCCGUGACCACUGUCAGCCUCUCUCGGUUUUUAUUACCGCUAGUCAUUUUAAAGCUCAGUUUUUAAAACCUUAUGAUGUAACUACAGCCCAUGCAGCAGUAUAUUAAUGACUAACCUCGUAUUGUGGAUGGAUUAUCUCAGUUGUUCUCCUGACUGAAGUUUGGUCCAUUUACAGCAUCCUGCCAUGCGAUUGCAUUUGUCUCUAACUAGUGCUGGGCGAUAUGACGAUAUAUAUCGUGUGGACGAUAGAAAAGUGUCUAUCGUGCCAUUUGUCUUCUAUCGUUUCUAUCGUUUCUAACCCGAAUUUUACAAAUUAUUACAUAAAAUAUAUCAUUAACCCUUUACAACCGGUCAGAGCAGGCACACUCCGUUUUGCCUAACUAUUUUUAAAUCCCUGUAGAACUGGAACCACGUAAGGUAGCGCAAUAAUGUUUUUUUUUUUUUGCAUAUUAAACCGUAGGGGUUGUACUUACAUCUUAUUCCAUUAGCUUGCCCUAGGUCACGGUUUUCUUCCACAUAUAGCUUUCCAAAAUUUGCAUAAAAAGCACUUCCAGCAACAAAAACAUAAUAUUCCAGACUUGCAGCAACAAAAACAUAAUAUUCCAGACUUGCAGCAACAAAAACAUAAUAUUCCAGACUUGCAGCAACAAAAACAUAAUGUUCCAGAAACAGGCUUUGCCGAUCCGAUCAGCUGUUCAUAACACUUCCUAGUUGGAAUAUAAGUCAGCGCAACUAUCGCAUGUCCGCCAUUACCUGUCCGAAACCGGAAGUGACGUCACUUUCGCGGAAAAUGUUUUUUAAGCUUCAAAGUCUAUGUUGGUGUUUUUAAAAGUCAUGUUUGACUUUAUGCUCUUCUGUAUCGUUUCUGGGAUGCUUAGAAGUCAAAUUACACUGUUGGAAAUAGUUUAUUUUGAUGCACAUGCUGUUUUUUUGCAAAUUUGCAUUUAUUUAUUUUCAUUUAUAUAUAAAAAUUUGUGUAUCUCAAAAAUAAAACUAUGAAGACACUCAAAAUAAAUAAAUGUAAAGAUAAGCUCUGGCGGACUUGGUUCUAUGGUAGGUCUUAAAGGGUUAAAUAGCCUGUGCAAAUAUAUUAGUGUUGUCUUCUCACUAUACAUACUCUGAACUUUAUGCAAGAGAAAAUAAAGUAUAAAAAAAUGAUAUUUUUCACAAAGAAACUGUCUUGUGGUUUUGCAACAUGGUGCUGCUUUACAUGCACCCAGAUUUGCGACAUACUUUACAGUAACUCAAAACAAAGACUGCACCCUCUCCACUCGCUGUUUACAGACUGCAUACUUUCCAGAUGACCACAGGUCAGGUGGUAUAUCGUGAUAUAUAUCGUUAUCGUGAUAUAAAAUAAUUCAUAUCGUGAUAAAUAUUUUUUCCAUAUCGCCCAGCACUAUCUCUAACCAUCAGGAACCCUCACGUUAACUUUUAUCGAGUGGCUAAUGACGUCAGACUUAAAGACCGGAUAGGUAAUUUUAAGUAGUGAACAUUUUACAUCUUACAUCUGAUAGGGAUUUAAGAUUACUUUUCAGGCCAGAAGCCACAUUGUGGAGUGGAUUAAUGUUACCUUUUUACAUCUUGACUUUUUUUUUCACUUCAUUUUUAAUACUCAUUAUGCCAAUUUUCCUCUUAUUUUACGCAUGUAAAUGGGAGAGGGAGUGUUCUCCCUUACUAAUUAAAACAACAACAAUACAAUCAACACUUUCAAGCCUUUGAUGAUCUUAUAAUGUUGGAGCCACACUAAAGCAUUGUAUGACCUUCACCCCCAAAAGAACAGUAUGCUUUCAAUGUAAGAUGGAGAAAUAUUUGUUUUUCUGCAAAGUUACCAAGAAAUUACUCAGUGCUGAAAACUACUUACAGUAUAAUUUGUGUUAGGCAGCACGGUGGUAAGCACUGUUGCCUCACCAUCUGGCUAAGGCCUUUCUGUGUGAGUUUGCAUGUUCUCAUCGGGUACCCUGGCUUCCUCCCACAGUCCAAAGACACGCGGUUAGUGCAGUGUUGCCAACUCCUGAGUAAGGAAAAUCGCUAUUGGCUGUCCUAAAAGUCGCUAGAAGUCACUAAAUGACGUCAUUGCCUAAUUUGUAGGAGAGAGAAAUAUCGUGGAAGAGACAUAAAGUGAUUAAAAAACACAAUAAAUGCAUUUAGAAUAUAUUUAGAACUACAAAUUAAAUUUUGUUUAGCAAUUGUUGUUUUUUUAAUGUCACAAUUCCAACCCACCUCACCAUCUGGCCUUGGUACCGGCAAAAGUGACCCGAAAUAGGCACUCUGACAGAGUUACUUUUUGUGUGUGUGUUUUUAAGCAGUUUUAAACCUUGUGAUUCACAAAAAGUAAGGGUAAAAGAAGAUCUGAUUGUGCUACAGUCAGGGCAGGAGCAGCGGCUUCGCGCAUGCACGAUUCAUUUGCAGUUUUGGAGGCGUAGGGGGUCAACAUCUCCUGCUCUGACAGCUGCUGGGGGCAACUGCUGCGUGACGACAAUCCGUCGCCUGUGAGCGCUUUGGCACAGGCGAGGUGCCCAUGGCAGCACCCGCUGCUUGUUGAGAGUAAGAGUGAUACGUGCUUUCACGUCAGAAAGUGGUCCUAAGUCUUCCUAAUAACACCACCAAAAGUCGCCAGAUUUGUCGCUAGUCUCUUUUUAGAAAAAAAAGUUGCUAACGGGGUCUGAAAACUCGCCAGGGCCUCCACUCCUGGCCACCCGGCACACAAUGCACAAUGCGCCUCCUGCGGGUGGUGGGCCUGCAGGAAAAUGGCCCAUGUCCCUUUUUCGGGGUGUGCCCGGCCAGGCCCCGUGGACUAAGGCCCGGCCACCAGACACUCGCCCUCAGGCACCCUCCCCGGGGCUGGCUUCAGGGCGGGGCCCGAUAACCCUAAACCCCGGCAGGGUGAACUGUUCUCUUGGUGUUCUACUCAUAGGGGUCUUCUGAAUUGCUCUUUGUCUGGUCCCUCAGCAUCUGGGAGGGGCUCAGAGUAGAGCCGCUGCUCCUCCACAUUGAAAGGAGCCAGUUGAGGUGGUUCGGGUAUCUGACAAGGAUGCCUCCUGGGCGUCUCCUGGGUGAGGUGUUCCAGGCAUGUCCCACCGGGAGGAGGCCCCGGGGCAGACCCAGGACACACUGGAGAGAUUAUAUCUCUCGGCAGGCCUGGGGACGCCUUGGUGUUCCCAGGCCACAAGCUGGAGGAGGUGGCCAGGGAGAGGGAGAGGAAAUUAUUUCUUUGUUUCCUGUUAAAUUCAGACUUGCUGCCCCUUUUUCUGUGUGCCUACAUUUUAGUAUUUGAAGAGAAAUAUAAUUAUGUUGUAAUUUCAAAUAAAAUACCAUGGAAUUCCAUUUAAUUACAGGGUAAUUACACCCUUUAUCGCCAGCUGUAUUGUACAAUUUUAACUCCUAACUGCUGGUGCUUUUUGAUGGUGCACCUCGAGGUGGUGCUGUGGACCGCAGUAGCUGGAAAACAAAUUCUCUAGAAAUUUGUAAUGAAGUAUUUUUUGGGUAAGAACUGUUUAUUAGCCUUAGCCAUCUUUGCCUUCUGGAAAUCUCUAAAAGCCUUACAGAGCAACAAACAUAAAUGGAGAAAUGAGCAAAUACAUCCAUAAUGUCAAUGUAUCUGUAGCUGGUUAACAGUAAAACAGGAAGUUUAAACUGUGAUGGAUGUUUACAGCUUACAGUUUAGAUUGUAGUGUUUAUUUGGAAAAGAAACUUUGUGCCUGCGCACUGCAUCCGAGGUCACACUGCUUGUUUAUCACUCAGGUUAUAAUUAAAGAUCGUACAGUAUGACUCAUCUGAAGAGAGUUUAGAUGUAUUGAAAAAACACACAUAUACACAGCAGCUGUACACAGCAGCUGUACAAACCUGCAGACCAGCCAAAACAUAUCCAGACAUAUAUACAAAUACAUUUAUUAAAAGAACAAUAAUCAAGAGGAGGAGAUGUUAAUGCUGGUGUGAAGGCUUUGGAGGCAGACAGUGAAUAUGGGCUCUGUCACUGCUUCUGAUUAAUUUUUUCCCAAUAAGUAAAACCUGAGAGUUUGAUAAACAGCAGCAGCAGCACCAUCAAUCUUGCAUGUCACAGUGAGAGCUGCUGUUUACUGGAGAAGAGCAUCAGUGCAGUGAGAGUUGGGCUUCCUAAUGCAUGUUUGUGUAUGGAGGCCGAGGCCUGCACACAAUAAAAAUCAUAAUAACAUAAUAAUUCUGAAUAUGUGUGACACACAAUGAUUAAAUAGUAAACUUUCAAACUUGUAUCCUUUUUUUCUUUAAAUGGUUUAAGCUUAAUUGAGUAUCAGAACAGUCACUAAACAUCAAAACUUAAAAGAACUAUAUUUAUGUUGUGGAAAGAAAUCAAUCUAAAUAAAUUCUUAAUAGGAAUUAAAAUGAUCAACAUAAAAAAUGCUGUACAGAAGUUUAGCAUGUUUAACUGGGAAUGGGUCAGAGCACCUGAGCACGGUCGCAGCAAAGAUGUAUUUCACAAGCAAAGAUGCAGCAUCCACCAAAAUAUAUCUGCUUUUGUCUUCAGUUGUGUUGUGAAGAGUCGAAUGUCAAAUACACUUAAGUAACGCCAUUCCCCCCAGAAGAAGCCAGUCCAUGAAUGCAUCGAGGGGUUGCAGUAAGGUCAGAACAAAAGCAACGAUCCCAGGACUUUUUAUCCAGAGUGAGCAACAAAGGAAAGACUGAAAGAGAGAUUAUGAGUAGUUCAAAUAACACGUCAUGCCUUCUCUUCAUUAUAGAAGUGAGGACUAUGAAGAUACGUUAAAAUAAAAUAUAUUUUUGCUUUAGACAGAUAUCUUAUGUCCUUUCUCUGUGGUGUUGACCAAUGUUAUGUAGACUACUAAAAUAAAAUCAGUUCUUGUAGUUGAGGUCAGAAGGUGGCACUGCAGAGUCAGAGCCUGCACCCACUGCCUCGAUCGAUCGCCUUCAUACAUGUAAUAACAUGCCCUGUAAUUACUGAUUUACAACAGAAUACUAUUCAGAGUUUUUGUUUGGCAAUUCUGUAACAUUUAUAAUCAUGGGUGGAAAUUACAGUGAGGACAUGGAGCUCCUCCUAUUGUGUUAAAAAAACAAAAACGUUAUGUGUAUGUAAUGUAUGUUAAAUCAUCAAAUCAUUCACAUUCAAGAGCUUUUCUUUGGUUUUUGAUCACUGAUAGUAUUUUCUUAUUUCCCAUGAGCAUACCCUGACUGGCUGUUGAACCCCUUUGUGAAAAACCCUUUAACUUCAAACACACCUGCCACUCCGAAAGGACAGGUGACAGCGCUCAGACAAAAAUAAAUAAAUAAAUAAAUAAAUGUCACCACUUCACUGAUUGAAUAAGAAUAAAAGAAGCCAAAACAGGAAAGGCUAUGAAAUUAUAGUCUCUACUGCCUGCUUUCGGAAAAUGGGAGGUGCAGAUUAGGCCAAAACACACCAAAGUGCUCAGUGAUGUUACUUUUAGUACACGCAGCCUAGUAAAGCGUGGUCACUCAGUCAUGUGUGCUCACACAGCACAAACACAAGAACACGGAGAUGCCUUUAUGUGUGCAGCAUUCAUUCUUUAGUGGGGCACUGAUUCUGUUUUCCUUCUGUAUUUUGGUGGAAAGUUAUUGUGCUCUUAAAUCUUUCUUAGUAUUCCGUCUUAGAAUAAAUGUAUGCACACACAGGUCUGAAGCUUUUCUACAGCUGCUGGGUUUUCAUGUGUUUUCUAUUAUCUUAGUUUUCUUCAGGUGAGACAUAUUUUACAUCCUUAGAUGGAAUCUGAAUGAUAAACACCCACCGUGCUGACCUGAGGCAGAGGGAACAAAAUGAAUAACAGCAUUGUGGUUUAAUUCCGUUGUCUGACAUGCUGCUGAGCACGGGGAGGACACGAAUAACUCGAGGCAACCGGAGAGAAGAAGAGGGAGGGACAACAGCGGUCACGGAGUGUGUGUGAGGAGGCAGAGGUGGUGGUUUCGGUUCACUCUCUUCUCUGACUUUGGUUGCGUGCCACCGCGCUCAGGCCUGAAUCCAGCUCUGAGUGAUGAGUUUAUGAGUCAAAGGAUGGGAACCUGCUGAUUGUCUCAAAUGUGAGACAAUUAUACCAAACGAUACACGCGAUGGAACCGAGAAAUGAAAGUGACACACUGGCAUUCUGAGCCGAUGAUUGAUUAUACAACCACGCUGUUUGCCUCCACCAGACUACAAGAAGAAAAUUAAUCACACCCGAGAGGAAUGAAAAUAAAUCCAUAAACUAUGUGUAAAUUAUAGUGGCUUUGACAGUUCGGUGUGGAGCUGUAUCAAAGGCCAACCCUAUGGCUCUAAUUGUGCCUUAGCUACACUGACAUAUUAAUCACAGUUUGCAGGUUAGCUACCCUCAUGUGCUCCAGAAAGCGGCAAUGUUGCUGCAACAUUUGGAUUAACACAUUCAACAGCUGUCACUCCCUGGGAGAGGACUUUAAUUUAUCUGCUAUUGAAUUCAAAAUGUGAAACUCUGAACUACCCACAUGGAAAUGCUACGAGUUUUCCUCGGCAUGUUAAUUGUGCAUGCGUGUGUGAGGCUACGGUUCCUUCCUGCUGCGAGCCUGAAUUGGUUAAUAGCUUUCUGGAGAAGAGAUCUCAUUUUGCUGUCAUUCCCACGUCAUCCUAACCUCCAGCGCUGCAGUGAUGAUUUACUGAAGGCUGUCCUUAAGUAUAGAAUAUGUCCUGUCAGAGAGGUGAAUGUGCAGGCAAAUCUGGAGGAUAUGAGUCAAAUGUUAUGUGUGCGGUAGAGAUGCUUAUUUUGACAGACUUGGCUCAGAGAGGUGUUGUUGACUUGGCAGAAGAGACUUCGUUGCUCAGCUGUCGCUCACAGAAGCGUUUAUGCUGUAUAUUACAGCAUAACAUUUUUCACCACGGCGAUGAAAGCUCAUCUUACGAAAGCACCGGCGAAUAGAACAAAGGAAGUCAAAGCUUCACACACCUCAUGCAGCAUUUAGACAAAAUGCUUCAAAGUGAGGGGAAAACCCCGCAGGUUUAGCCCUGAACAUAACCUCAGAUGAAUUCGGAAUAAAACAUUCAUUCGUAUGUUGCAUCAGUGCUUUGAGUCCUCCGCUAAAGCCGAAAAGUGCUAUACCAGUCCACGUACCAUUUACCAUACACCACAAUUCCUACCUGUCAGCGCAACUGUGAGAAAUUAUUAUAUUGUUGUGGUAGUUCAAGUUUAGUUAUAUGCUAUGUAAUAUUACUAGCAUACAUGGUUGGCAUUUAAAGCUAAUUAUAUCUAAAAAGCUUGUCAUUGAAGCGCCACUCUUAUCAGUGUGCAGUAGUGUUGGCUUUCUUCACAUUCUCUCGUAACACCUGCUGUUUAUUAGCUGCUGUCCCCUCUUUAUUCCUUUAGCAUUAGUCUCUUCCAGGCAACCUUAUGACCCUCUGAGCUGUUUUCAGUAACACGUCUCAUGCCAAGAUAAAUUAAAGUGAUGAAAGAUCUGCAAAAAACUUCCUGCCCAAACAAGUUGGAAAGCUGGUGAUGCCUGCCCUGUCUGUGGAUUAUUCUAAAGUUAUCUACAUUACAGUCACAACACAGUAUUUUGCAACAUGUAAAUUAUUUGUUACAUACUGACAUCAUUCAGAUCCUGUUUCACUAAUAAAAAUCAUUUGUACAAGUUACAGAUCUAUUUUCCAUGAAUUCAGUCUGUCGAUUCCCUUGGUUUAUUUGUUGCCACAUAUUUGUCUCAUUAUUGUGCAUCGUUGUCUUUUCUAACCUACUGUGUGUGGCUGUUAUCUCAAGGUUUAUAUUGUACUUAACUCCUUUGUUCCACGUUUUGCCUAACUGUCAGUUGCUUCAACAACUAAACUUUAACCUGACAAAAUAUUCAAACUAACCAUAAUACCAUAAUAAUACCAUAACCAUAAUAUCAUAUUUUUCUUUUGCAUUCCCUCCCAGCAGUGUUAAGAUCGUUGGUGUUAAGAUCUGAGUCUAUGACUUCAUUGUGGCAUGUGUGAUAUAACUGUGGUUAAUGCUGGCAGACAGUAAUAUUUGAAAUUUCUCCUCCUGAGACACAGUAAGACUUGUUGUAUCCUGAAUCGGGAUAAGAAAGAAGAAUCAGGACCUGUUUCCUUUUCCUGUUUUCUGCCAAUGGAAGCUGUUUUGAAAUGUUUUCACUUUUAUGUCAAACUCCGCCCGCCUCUGCUGCAUUGGAAUCCUACUUAUUGGCUCUUACUUACCUGGCAGACCUCUUACACCUAUGCACUCCACAAACAUCUCUCAGAUCAACUGACCAGCCACUCCUUGCUGUCCCCAUGUCGAGACUGAAACACCUGGGGGACCGAGCUUUCGCUGUUGUGGCCCCCAAAUUAUGGAAUAAGUUGCCCCUCCAUAUUAGGCUGGCCCCAACACUUGAAAUCUUCAAAUCACUUUUAAAAACACAUCUUUUUCCCAAGGCGUUUUAGGAGUAGUACCCGAGUCAGCAUGUAGUCAGUUUUAGUCAGUUUUUGGUUGCUCUUAAUCUUCUGUGCUUUUAUUUAUUGUCUAUUUUAUUCAUGUUUUAAUAUUUACUGAUUCAUUUUUAUCUUUUCUUCAUUUAUUUUAUUGUUAUUUGACUUUCUUUGUUUAAUGUAUGGUUUUUAACUUUUACCACUGUUUUUACUUUUUACUGGAAAGCACUUUGGU
Messenger RNA from Pelmatolapia mariae (spotted tilapia), 10712 nucleotides. It is a transcript of the gene pdrg1, whose product is annotated as p53 and DNA-damage regulated 1. The transcript has 5 exons. Gene Ontology annotation, cellular component: prefoldin complex. Lineage: Eukaryota; Metazoa; Chordata; Actinopteri; Cichliformes; Cichlidae. Gene Ontology annotation, biological process: protein folding. The coding region runs from base 37 to 435 and encodes 132 amino acids. The record is from RefSeq and is a predicted model, not a curated record.